UUUACCUUUUUUUUUUUUUUGAAUAAUCUUUUUUUUUUUUCUUUUUCAUUUCCCUUUUUUUUUUUAGUAACAAUGAUUAAUUAUAACAUUGUGAUCAGUACACUCUUUGUUUACUUGAUUAAAGUAAUACCCAUUGAAGCAGCAGAGAUAAAAAUGUUUUGUAAAUGCUUUUGUGGUUCCAACUCAACUAUAUUCGAACUCCCAACGACCGAUUUAAAGCCCUGUGGUAAUUGUACAAAGCAAUUCUGUUUAGAUAAUGUGAAAGAUGGCAUGUGUGAUGGUAUUGCUGAUGAAACAUGCCCUAGUAAUGACUUUAAAACGGCUUGUUUUGCCCGCGAUUCAUAUAAAGAUGAAGUUAUUGUUCGUUCAUUUUUGAUCAUUACUAUUUGUUUAAUAUUAUUCUCCUUAGUUAGACCCUACAUUGUCAAAUGGCAAAAGAAACGAGCAAUAAGAGUGCAAUAUCAAACUGUACCAAACGAUGAGCAAUAGAUUAUUAUUAUGUAUGAAUAAACUCUGUAUAUACAACUUCUUGCAUUUACAAAUAUAAACAAAUUAUUUAUUUAAAAGAAGAUACAUUUGCAUAGUAAUAAACACAUAUUCACGCUUAA
Cokeromyces recurvatus is the source of this 608-nucleotide messenger RNA. RefSeq lists its product as uncharacterized. The transcript is spliced from 3 exons. Lineage: Eukaryota; Fungi; Mucoromycota; Mucoromycetes; Mucorales; Mucoraceae. The coding region runs from base 73 to 489 and encodes 138 amino acids. The record is from RefSeq and is a predicted model, not a curated record.